This is a messenger RNA of Zophobas morio, 1391 nucleotides long. RefSeq names its product probable cytochrome P450 4d14. Bases 1 to 1344 code for a protein of 447 amino acids. The record is from RefSeq and is a predicted model, not a curated record. NCBI's taxonomy places the organism in Eukaryota, Metazoa, Arthropoda, Insecta, Coleoptera, Tenebrionidae. The transcript is spliced from 8 exons. Gene Ontology annotation, molecular function: heme binding; oxidoreductase activity, acting on paired donors, with incorporation or reduction of molecular oxygen; monooxygenase activity.
AUGGCUGAAUUUAUCUUCGCGGAAUAUUGUGAUAUACUGGAUGUUGCAAAAAAAAAUUUCAGUUACGGGAAUACCGUUACUUUGAGGUUCGGACCCGACAUUUGUCCUAUCCGUAAGGGCCUUGUGACGCAAGAUUAUAAUUUAAUCCAAUUCAUCUUAAAUAGCAGGAAGCUAAUCAAAAAAUCUGAAAAUUACAUAUUUUUGAAGAAGUGGCUCGGAAACGGAUUAUUGAUAAGCGAUGGUGACUACUGGAAGAGACACAGGAAAAUUUUAACACCGGCUUUCCACUUCGAAAUCCUGAAAAAUUUCGUUGAAGUUUUCGAGGCUGCAGGAGAUGUUCUUAUGGAAAAAUUACAAAAAUACGAUGAAGUCGCUACAGUCGACUUAGACAUUUUAAUCACAUUGUACACGCUUGAUGUUAUUUGUGAAACCGCCAUGGGUACAAAAAUAAAUGCUCAAAGUGGUCAAAACAUCGCCUAUGUUGAAAGUGUACGAAAUAUGUGUAAAACUGUCAUUGAGAGAGCUUUUUCGCCAAUCAAAGUCUUCGAUCAACUCUAUUGGCUGACGGGAGACUACUAUAAACAACAGAAAGCUUUAAAAAUUUUACACGGUUUUACUUUGAAUGUGAUCAAUUCUAAAAAAGACAACCCUGUCAGAAAUGAUGAGAAAAAGACCGCUUUUUUGGACCUACUCUUGAAGUUUUCUCAAAAAGAUGAUGUGCUUAGUAUCUCUGAACUUCGUGAAGAAGUCGAUACUUUUAUGUUUGAGGGUCAUGAUACCACAGCGUCUGGAAUUUGUUUUGCGUUGUAUUGUUUAGCUGAUCAUCCAGAAGUCCAGGAAAAAGUUUUUCAAGAACAGAAAGAAAUAUUCGAAGACUGGAAGAACCCUGAAACGACUUACUCUGAUUUACAAAAGAUGAAAUAUUUGGAAUGCGUUUUGAAAGAAACUCUUCGUUUGUAUCCUUCAGUUCCCGUUAUUGGAAGGUAUACUACAGAGGAAAUGAAUUUUGAUGGUUAUGUAAUUCCAAAGAAUACUAAUAUUGUUAUUUUUAUUUACGGUUUACAUAGGAACCCAGAUUAUUUUCCCGAACCUGAAGAGUUCAAACCAGAAAGAUUCGAGAAUUUUAAUAAUUCGUUACCUUUUUCGAAUAUUCCAUUUAGUGCUGGACCUAGAAAUUGUAUAGGGCAAAAAUUUGCCAUGUUGGAAAUGAAAAGUGUCAUUUCGAAAAUUGUCCGUCAGUUCGAAAUAAAACCAACUGUUCCAAGGCAUGAAGUGCAGUUGUCUCCAGAGACUGUUUUAAAAUCGGGGAAUGGUGUCAAAGUAACGCUUAAGAAAAGGAAUUAAUGCAAUGGUGCUUACAUAUUCUAGGAAAAUAAUGUUUAUAACUAAAA